AUGCAAUAUUUGCGGUGCCUGUUCUUGACACCUGAGGAAGCUCUUUCCCGCGAACGGGUACGAAACGAAAUUGCCCGUGAAAAAUUGUCUGGGGCGCGUUUACAACGUGCGGGUGAGGAAGAGCACUAUGAGGCGGAGGUAAAGCACCUAAAUGACGAGUUACAGGCGAAACGAGAUUCGUUUGCGGCGGUUGCGAGGCCUCUCCUCACGGAGUACGACGAUGUGUUCCUUGCGCAGCACUACUACCAGGAGGUGUCGAAUAUCCUCGAGGGCCACGUCCGGGUGAUGUCGCAGCUGGCGGACCGCGAGUUGGAGGGCUAUGGCUACGUUGGCAAGCGGCUGGUGGGCGCCGGUCUGCACCUCGAGGCGCUGCGGGUGCGGCUCGCGCGGGGGGAGCCCUUCCGCCGGGAGCUCUCGGCGGCGCUGCGGGGGGCGUCGAGUCCGGACCUCGCGGUGGUGGCCGCGCCGCUGAUGGCCGUCGGGGAUCGCGGGGUCCCUCCGCCCGCGGCGCUGCGGGCCACCGGCUUCGAUCUCGCGCGGGCGGUGGAGGCGGCGGGGAGCGGGCCGGCGAGGGGCCCACCGCGCGGUUGGCUCGAUCUCCUCAAGUUCCGCACGUCCCUCAGCCCCACCAUGCUGGAAAUGCGGCAGGCACAGGCACGACGGGCCGCCGCCCACUUCCUCGCACACGUCGAGAAGGGCGAGUACAGGCAGGCACUCGACGUUGCAGAGACUAUUCAUGCAGAGGCAAUGCGUGAGGGUGUACCAAAUGCAGAACUACUAGAUAGUGCCUUCACGGCUUUUAGGAAUACGGUGCUUCCAGCACUGGCAGCAGACAUGUUCUUGCGCUAUUCAAGAGCAUCACUUGAUUCGGCUCGCUAUGCUUGUGUGGAAAAGAUGUUGAUGGAGGAGUAG
Messenger RNA from Trypanosoma theileri, 912 nucleotides. RefSeq lists its product as uncharacterized. The transcript has a single exon. The record is from RefSeq and is a predicted model, not a curated record. The coding region runs from base 1 to 912 and encodes 303 amino acids. NCBI's taxonomy places the organism in Eukaryota, Euglenozoa, Kinetoplastea, Trypanosomatida, Trypanosomatidae.